CACUCCCAAACCCUUCUCUUCUAUUAUUUCCGCAUUUCCACUCCCAAAUUGAGAUGGCGAUGAAACGUGCUGUUUCCUCUGCGGUUCGAUCGCUUGCUUCUUCCUCUUCGAUCUUUUCGACUUCACUCUCCUCACCCGCUCUCGCCAGGCACCUUCAUGCUACUGGUGGAAGCAAGAAAAUCGUUGGGGUUUUCUACAAAGCCAAUGAGUACGCUUCCCUGAAUCCCAAUUUCGUGGGUUGUGUUGAAGGAGCCUUGGGUAUACGUGGAUGGUUGGAAUCACAAGGUCAUCAGUACAUUGUCACAGAUGACAAAGAAGGACCUGACUGCGAACUUGAGAAACACAUUCCUGAUCUCCACGUGCUCAUAUCCACUCCAUUUCAUCCAGCAUAUGUCACUGCAGAAAGAAUAAAGAAAGCUAAAAAUCUUGAACUGCUAUUAACAGCUGGAAUCGGUUCCGAUCACAUUGAUCUUAAUGCUGCCGCAGCUGCUGGAUUGACUGUGGCUGAGGUUACAGGAAGCAAUGUAGUGUCAGUUGCAGAGGAUGAACUCAUGCGAAUCCUGAUUCUAGUGAGGAAUUUCGUACCUGGGUAUCAUCAGGCUGCUAAUGGGGAAUGGAAUGUUGCUGGCAUUGCUCAUAGAGCAUAUGAUCUCGAAGGGAAGACUAUUGGGACUAUUGGUGCCGGCCGAAUUGGCAGGCUUUUGCUGCAAAGAUUGAAGCCUUUUAACUGUAAUCUUCUCUAUCAUGACCGGCUUAAGAUGGAUCCUGAAUUGGAGAAACAAACUGGGGCUAAGUACGAGGAGGACCUUGAUGCUCUGCUGCCCAAAUGUGAUGUAAUUGUUAUCAACACACCUCUGACUGAUAAGACAAGGGGAUUGUUUGAUAAAAAUAGAAUUGCUAAGUGCAAGAAGGGCGUCUUGAUUGUAAACAAUGCCCGUGGGGCAAUCAUGGACACCCAAGCAGUUGCAGAUGCUUGCUCUAGUGGGCACAUUGCAGGUUACAGUGGUGAUGUUUGGUUCCCGCAACCGGCUCCAAAGGAUCACCCAUGGCGUCACAUGCCAAACCAUGCCAUGACUCCGCAUAUAUCCGGAACCACAAUAGAUGCACAGUUACGAUAUGCUGCUGGGGUCAAAGACAUGCUCGAUAGGUACUUCAAGGGUGAAGAAUUCCCAGCACAAAACUACAUUGUCAAGGAGGGUCAAUUGGCUAGCCAAUACCGCUGAGCUAAAACUUGUGCGGGUGUGAAAGUCUUCCGUUGUUGAUUUGAUUUGAUGAUCACUUAACAGUUGGGAAGGCACUCAAAUAAUUAAUCAUGUCUAAGAGUUUGAAUUGUGGAAUUUGAUUCAGAAAUAAAGCUGUGGUGAGUGGAGUUUAUGUCUUGGUAUCUUUCACGUGUGAUUCGAAUAUGAAGGUUCUGCUCGUGAAGAUUUACAUGAAUUUUUAAACAAAGCCA
Molecule: messenger RNA, 1453 nt
Organism: Neltuma alba
Lineage: Eukaryota; Viridiplantae; Streptophyta; Magnoliopsida; Fabales; Fabaceae
Product: formate dehydrogenase, mitochondrial
Exons: 6
Coding region: 54-1223 (389 amino acids)
Cellular component (GO): mitochondrion; chloroplast
Molecular function (GO): formate dehydrogenase (NAD+) activity; NAD binding; oxidoreductase activity, acting on the CH-OH group of donors, NAD or NADP as acceptor
Source: RefSeq, a predicted model, not a curated record